AUGGCGCCUCCGCAGGCCAACGACAAGGGCCUCCGCUCCGAGGGCAUCCUUCCUGCUGUCGGGGUGGGCGCCGCCGUGUACUUCACCCUUACAACUGUCUCUUUGGGGACCCUCGGGCUGGUUGGCAUCGGCGCUGGCGUGGGCUACGGCGUCGGGAGUUGGGCCAUGGACAGGUUCCGAGAAAAGCGAUGCCAGAAGAAGAUGGACCAGCUUCCUGCGGAGCUGAAGGAGGGCCUCCGUCAGUGGCAGGCCUUCCUGGCCUCCCGGACUUCGGGGAACCCAAACCCUGCCGAGGCCGAGGCACUGUUCGCGGAGUUCGCACAGUUCCAGCCCUUUUAUGCACAGCAGGUGCAGCAGUUCGUGCAUGCCCACGGUGGCAGCACUGCUGGUGGGGCGGCCUACAUGCAAGGAGGCGGUGCUCCUGCGCCUCAGGCAGUGCCGGUGCGCGUCGCAGCUGAAGUGUGA
This is a messenger RNA of Symbiodinium sp. CCMP2456, 465 nucleotides long. Lineage: Eukaryota; Dinophyceae; Suessiales; Symbiodiniaceae. The record is from the annotation of a GenBank genome assembly.